Molecule: messenger RNA, 2531 nt
Organism: Paramecium pentaurelia
Lineage: Eukaryota; Ciliophora; Oligohymenophorea; Peniculida; Parameciidae
Source: the annotation of a GenBank genome assembly
AUGAUAAAAUCUGAAUAAUAAUAAAAGGUUUUAAAAGUAGUUUAAAAUCUUUGUAAUAUUGAUGGUUAACCUAUUACAAAAUAAUAAUAAACUCCAAAGAUAAAUUAUUUUAAUUAAGAUUCUGAAUAUAAAGAAAACUUAUAUAAAGAUAAUUUUGAUUUAUUUAGAAAAUCUUAAUCAUCUGAAUUUUUAGAAAAGAAAUAUUGUGAUAUGGAUUAGAAUUUAAUGGUAGAAGAUGAUGUGAUGAUUACUUAAAAAUAAAGAAAUAUUGAAGAUUAUAAUCCAUUUUCAAAAAGAGAAUAAAUAUCAUUAACUCUAGAUUCAAAAUCAAAAGAUAAUUAAUAAUUAUUAUAAAUGGAAUUUGAAAAUUCAAAAUAAUAUUAAAGAUAGAAUAGUUUCUAAUUGGUAUCUAAAAAUCAUAUUGAUGAUAUGGAUAUUUCUAAUAAGAAUUCUAAGGAUUCAAUUGAUUCUAGUUCUGAUCAUAAAAGUAAUAAUUAAAUUGCUAUUCAUUAAAAUGAUGGUGGUAGUUCAAUUGGUAGUUCUUAAUAAUAAUCAGAUUAUCUUAGUAAAAGAAGAAUGAUUAAAGAUGUUUUAUAUUCAGAUCAUCAAUUCUAAAAUAAUACAACCAAAUAAGGUAUAUUAAUCUUAGGAUUACUUUUAUUAAUAAUUGUAUAUGUUCUCAAUCUUGUAUUUAUAAUUAUUACUUAAGAUGUAUUUUAUUCUAUAUAAAUUAGAAAUUAAUUUUGAUUGAAACAAAUAAACAUGUUUCCAAAAAUAUUGAAUGUUCAUUUAAUCUUUUCAUUUUAUCAAAUUAAUAUAAAUAAAUAUUGAAUUAAAAUGAAAUAGAUGUAUCAUGGUAUAAUUAGAUAUAAAAUAUCUCAAUUAAUAAUUACUAAUAAUAUUUAUAAGUCAUAUUGAAUGAAUAAAAUAGUAUAGUAGAGUAAUCAAGCUUCAAUUAAUAAUGUAUAUAUUUUAUAUAUUUAAGAAAAUAUAAUAUUUAAACAAAAUAAAUAGACACUAUUAUUGGAUUAAUUAUUCAUAUAUAAAUUGAUAGGUUAAUAAAUGGUUGAUUAUAUUAAAAAUGAUGAAAUUAAUAAUAUUAAUAAUAAUAAUAAUAAUGUAGAAUUUAUAAUUGAUAAUUAUUUGAUAAUUAUAAAUGAAAUGUUAUCAAAAUUUAAUUCAUCAAUUACUAAUAACAUUAAUGAAUAAAUUGACUUUAUUUAUACCUAGCAUUAAUUAACUAUAAUAUUAUCAGAAGUAACAUUAAGUUUAUUAGUAAUUAUAUUAUUACCUGUAUUUUUGGUAAUCAAUAAAUAAAAGAAUACUAUUUUAUAAUUCUUUACUACAUUCCCAUAAUCAGAAUUAUAAUAAUAAUUUGAUGUUUAUUAAAUAUUAUUGGAUAAAUUAGAAGAAACUAAAUUUGCAUAAUAAGAAACAAAUCAAUAUGAUAUUGAAAGUGUUCACAUUAAAAAGUUUGCCAAAACUAUUAGAGGACUUAAAGAUUCUAAUCAUAAAAAAUAAUAACAUGGAAAAUUGAAAACCAUUAUUGGAUCUAGUAAACUUAUUUAUAUACUAUAUAGAUGCCACUCCUUUAAUAAUAUUUAGUAUCUUUUUAGUAUUACUAUUAUUUGCAAUAGUAUCAGCUUACUUUAUAACUUCUUAUAUGAUUAAAUUUUAAUUUUUAAAUGAAUUUCAAAGUUACUUUCAAUAAAAUACAAUUUAUAGUACUUUAUAAAAUGAAAUUUUAAAAGAAAAUUCCAUCUAAAAUAUUAUUAUAAAUCAUUUAAUUAAUUAAAAAACAAUAGAUGUAAAUGAUAGUACAAGUAAAUUUUUAUCAUAUAAAAUAGUCUUAUAAUUGAUAUAGUAUUAAUAAGACAAUUAAAAUAUUGCAUUAAUUUAUUAUUCAUAAGAAUUAACAGAUAUAUUAAAUAAUGAUGAAACAAAAAUAUUUGAAAUAUUGUCUAAUAACUUUUGUGCCAUCUUUGAUAGUCUAUUAAUAUAGCAUUUAUCUAAUUAAUAAUUUUUAGAUUAUUUCUCUUAUGAAAUUUGUGAAUCAUUUGGUAAUUAAUAAUCUGGAGUUAGUGUUACUUUGGCUAAUUUUAUCAAUCAAAUGAAUUAAUUUUAUGAAACUCUAUCAAUUUUUUAAUGUAUAUAUAUAUAUAUUAAAUUAAUUAGAAUAAAAUUUAGAUCCUUAAAACUUAAAUUAGGAAGUAUUAUUAUUGUACAAUAAAGAAUUAUAAGAAAUAUUUAUAUAUUUAACAUUUGUUCUUCAAGUUAUAUCUGAUUAUGAAGAUUAUUAAUUAAAAAACAUUAUUGAUAGUCAUUUUGUAACUUAAAUAAUCAUAUUUGUGGUUGGAGCUACUUUUGUUAGUGUUUUUACUUUUAUAACAGAGAAAUGUUUCAAAAAUUUAAUUUCUAAUUAGAUUAAUUAAUCAAAAUUAUUAUUAACUUUAAUUCCAUUUGAAGUAUUAUAAACAAAUGCUUAUGUGAUGACUUAUGUAUUACAGGAAUCUAAGAAAAUAUAUUUAUGA